AGGAGCGACGCGUAUCCAUACACUUGCCAGUUUUCUUUUCCCCGGGCAUCGCGCCCACAUGCCACGCCCUCUCUCCUCUUUCCUCUUUCCUCAGGAAAACGAAAAACCCACGAAGAAAAGCAAUAAAGUAAGAACAAAAUCGUUCCCGCAGUGUCUGCAUUCCUCUUCACUCUCUCUCGAGCCCCUUAUAUAACCCGGAAAGUUUGCUCUUUUGCUUCCCUCAGAUCCUCUCGUUCGUCACUCGUCCCUGGUCGGUCCCUUUGUCUCUUUCCUCUCUGCACUCUCACUGCACUCUCUAGAACCCCCCUGGAGCAGAGAGGGUAAAACUAACUGCAGAGGAAAUAUGGAAGCCACAAAGAUCUGUCUCCUCCUCUUCGCGCUCGCCGCCUGGGUCGCCGCCUCCGCUCACGGCGUGUCGUCCGGCGCGCCGCCGCCGGGCGUCGACUGCUCGACCCUCGUGCUGAACAUGGCCGACUGCUUGUCCUUCGUCUCCAACGGGAGCACCACCGAGAAGCCGGAGGGGACCUGCUGCUCGGGGCUCAAGACCGUCUUGAAGGCCGACGCCGAGUGCAUCUGCGAGGCCUUCAAGAGCAGCGCCCAGCUCGGGGUCGUGCUCAAUGUCACCAAGGCCCUCUCUCUCCCCGCCGCUUGCAAAGUGUCCGCCUCUUCUGCCACCAAGUGCGCAUUGUCCAUAAGUCCUACGAGUGCUCCAGCUCUACCUCCAAGCUCUGCAACUAUUCCAACAGCAACGGCACCGGCCGCCACCACCGACGGAUUGAACGAGCAGGCGCCUACCCCGGCUCCAGGCGGUGACUCGGCAGCUUCCUCUCUCUCCAAUCCUUCUGCAUUCGGGGUUGCUGUUCUUGCGUCGGUUGGAUGGUUACUGCUUUGAACUGAGAGGGGAAUUACGAUGCAGUUUUGGGUGUAGAGAAGAAUAUGGGGGUUACCGGGGGACAAUUGACAUGAUCUUCAUUUUGUUAAUUUGUGUUUGUGAGAUUCUGGGUGCUCUUCGCUGAUGUUGUAGAGUAAGGAUUCAUUGUGUGGAACUUAUGUUGGAUGAAUGGUAUUUAUGAGGUUUCUAGAUAAUAAAUUUCGCUAUGAUCGUGUCUAA
Messenger RNA from Eucalyptus grandis, 1111 nucleotides. RefSeq names its product non-specific lipid transfer protein GPI-anchored 31. Lineage: Eukaryota; Viridiplantae; Streptophyta; Magnoliopsida; Myrtales; Myrtaceae. Gene Ontology annotation, biological process: lipid transport. The coding region runs from base 344 to 892 and encodes 182 amino acids. The record is from RefSeq and is a predicted model, not a curated record. Gene Ontology annotation, molecular function: lipid binding. The transcript is spliced from 3 exons.